AGCUCAAGGCGUGUAAUCCCAAGGUUCUUUGGCUGCACUUGACAGCCCGGCAUGAUUGGCUCAACAUUUGUGCGUGGAUUGAAGAAUCUGAGCUCAACCAGCCUUUGUGCGGAGAAGCUUGCUGGCCCCCUCUCACUCCAGACGUUAUCGACCGGAACAUGUUGUGCAGCAGCUACAUGAGAAAUGAUAUAUUGAACAAGCUGGCCAGAAAUGGAAUUUUUGUCCCUUCUGAGAUGGAAGAUUUUGAACUUCUGCUCCAAAGACUGUCCUACCUUGGGGGAGUCCUGCAAACCCCUCACCCUGCUCCGAAGCACAGCGCUGCGAGUGGCUUGGACUUCCACACUCGUUUUGUCCUUCACUGCUUAGAGCACAAUCUGCAGUAUCUGUUGUACACUUAUCUGGAUUAUUACAGUUUAACUCCUUCCAGUUGCCCUAUCUUGGAUAACAAGGAAUUGCACGAGGCACAUCCCUGGUUUGAAUUCCUCGUGCAGUGUCGAGGGGUUGCCAGUAAUCCACGAGAUCCAAAGAUGAUUUUCCAGGCCAGUCUCGCGAAUGCUCAGAUCUUGAUUCCCAGUAACCAAGCCAGCGUGAGCAGCAUCCUGCUGGAAGGACGGACGCUGUUAGCGCUCGCCACCACGAUGUACGCGCCCGGAGGUAUCGACCAGGUUCUUCAGAAUGAAGAUACGGAGAAACCCCUGAAGAAGGUUGAUCCACAGCUUUUAAAAAUGGCACUGACGCCUUACCCCAAACUCAAAGCCGCUCUCUUUCCCCCGGGUACUUCUCAUGGAAUUUUGCCACCUGACAUCUCUCUUUACCAUCUUGUCCAGUCGUUAAUGCCCUUCGAUCCCGCUAAACUAUUUGGCUGGCAGUCCACAAACACUCUUGCUGCAUCAGAUGCAUCAAGUGACUUUCCUCAUUUUUCAUCCCCUGAACUGGUGAACAAAUACGCUGUAAUGGAGCGACUGGAUUUUUUGUACUACUUGCACCACGGACGGCCGUCGUUUGCUUUUGGUACAUUUCUGGUGCAGCAGUUAGUAAAGAGCAAAUCCCCCAAGCAGCUGAUUCAGCAGGCGGGCAAGGAAGCCUCUAUUUUAGCUCUGUCUUCCUUCAGUGCACCUUCAGUAGGAGCAGCCUGCGUGUGUUUUCUGGAGUUGCUCGGUCUCAACAGCCUCAAGCUCAGGGUCGAUCUUAAAGUUGCCAACAUGAUUUUUAGUUACAGAACUAGAAGUGAAGAAUCUCAGCACAAUCAAAUAAGAGAGUCUUUGGUGGAGAAGUUAACAAAAUCAGCUGAUGGUGAAAGAACAGCAGCAGCAGCAGUUCUCAUCUCCUUAGAGGAAGCCUUUUGGGAUGCAGUUGAGCAUCAAGGACUAAAGAAGAUAUCUAGUGACUCUAGGAGACAGUGGGCUUUGGUCAUGCAGUUCUGUGAGCUCCACGACAUCGGCCUGAGUACGUCGUACCUUAAAGAGUGUGCCCGGUGCGACGACUGGCUGCAGUUCAUCGUGCAGGCGCAGCUGUACGGCCACCGGCCAGAGGAGGUUAUUCCUAUCCUUCAGGAUUUCACUCCCGUUUUACGAGAUCACUUGAUGCUGGCGUUGGAGAAAUUACCCUUUUCAUGUCCUGAGAACAGCGCUGCCAGCGUGGCCCGGAGCAAAGACGCCGACAGUCUCUUUCAGAUCCUUUUUCAGUGUCAGGAGAGCUCAAACCCUUCGCGUUACCUUUUGGCUGAGGGACUGAGAGAGCACGCUCCCAUCCUGAGCGUUUUAGCAGCGUGUUUCCAAGAUGCAAACAUUAUUGAUUGCCUGUGCGUUUGGAUAAUUACGGCUGUGGAUGAUGCUACCAGGGCUGAAGCCACAAACCAUAUUCAAAGCUCAGCAGAAAAUCACCGCUGGGAUCUUCAUGACCUGUCGGUUAUCUGGAAAGUCUUUUUACGAAAGCAAAAAAGUAAAACGCUUCUAAAUGGCUUUCAGCUCUUCUUGAAGGAUUCCCCCUUACUGCAUAUCCUGGAGAUGUAUGAACUGUGCAUGAACUGUAAAAAAUACAACGAAGCUAAAACCGAACUGGAGAAGUUUCAGGAAGGUCUCACAAGGCUGAAAGCUGAAGAUGAACCGGCUGCUUCCGAGUUCCCUGUGCAGUGGCUGGAAUCCCAAGCGUUGUUUCUUCUGGAACUGAUGAUGCAGCAGUGUAGAACGGAAUAUGAAUUAGGGAAGCUCUUACAGCUGUUUGCUGCAGCGGAUAAUCUUCUACUCAAUGGCCCUUAUGUGAAGAAACUCUGCACCCUCAGCGAGACCCUGAAGGAUUCCUCCAUCUCAAUUAAUCGCUCCAUCCUCACCAGUUACAACAUGGAGACGUUCCAGAGCGAGUGCAGAUCCAUCCUGGAGCAGCUGCAGGAGAAGGGGAUGUUCUCCCUGGCGCGGGACGUCGCGGCGCUCGCUGCGCUGCCCGUGGACAACGUGGUCACACAGGAGGUUCUGCGAGAUCUACGUCAUUUAAGAGACACUGGACGGUGGGAUCAAAUCCAGACGAGAACUGAAUUCUGGAAAAAGUGUGACGAGAGCUUCGUGAAAAAUUCGAUCUCCAGCAAAGCUGCAUCCGAGUUUUUUUUUGACCAGGCAACCACAGCAUUUGAAUCCUUAGCUCAGGAGAAUUUGGACAGCAUUAUGGAGAGACACUUGCUGCUUACCCUUGCUGGCCACUGGCUGGGCCAGGUGUUGCUGCACAAGUUGGAGGAGAUAGAGAAGCAGGUCUGGAUCUGUCGCGUCGCACGGCAAACGUUAUCCCCAGACGAGGGGUCGGGUGAGCCGAGAUUUUCCUCCCAUGUUGUGGCGAGCAGGGAGCUCACCUUCGAAAGCUUAGCAAAGGAGUUUUCUUUUUCAAAGCUGCCUGCUCUGAACACACCAAAGUACUUAAAACUCGAGGCCCUCGCGUUCAAGGAGUCCCAGCAGAGCUUGGCUAAGGAGGAGGAGGAAUCACUGCAGUUUCUGGUCGGCCGCCUCCUCGAGGAAGGCAGCGUGCACGAGGCCAGCCGCGUUUGUCAGUAUUUCCACUUCUACGACCGGGACGUUUCGCUGGUUUUGCAUUGCAGAGCUCUGGCCUCAGGGGAGACCGAUGCGGACAAAUUACACGCGGAUAUUCGGAGUCUCCUUGGAGCCAGAGAGAAGACGUGCGAGAGCAGCACAGCUCAGCAGAGCGGAGUCCCGAGCACAUCAAGCUUAGAAGACCAGACGUACGUUGUAGCUCCAUCUCCAGAUGAUCGAGUCGUUCUCAGCCUGAAGGCUCUCAUAGAGGAAUGUGUGCACGGCAGAAACUACUGCAGACAGGUUCUGUGUUUAUAUGAGCUUUCUAAGGAAUUGAGCUGCUCCUACGGUGAGAUGUCAGCCCAGGACCCCGAAAAAGUGCUUCGAGCGAUUCUGUCGUCCCGCCGGCCUGACCGAUGCAGGAAGGCUCAGGCCUUCAUCACCACGCAGGGGCUCCAGCCUCAAACUGUGGCAGAGCUCGUGGCCGAGGAAAUCAUGCAGGAAUUAUUGGCGUCUUCGGAAGGGAAAGGGCAGAAACAAGUUUUGAACCCCGCGGCGGAGAGCAAGGCCUUCCUGCAGCUCGCUAAGCUCUGCCAGGAUCACACCCUGGUUGGCCUGAAGUUACUGGAUAAAAUUUCCUCUGUGCCACGUGGGGACCUGUCAUGCAUUACAGAAUUGCUGAUUUUGGCCCAUAAUUGCUUCAGUCUGACCUGCCACAUGGAAGGGAUCACCAGGGUCCUCCAGGCGGCACGGCUGCUCACGGAUGAGCACUUGGCACCGAGUGAGGAGUACGGACUUGUGGUUCGUCUUCUCACCGGCAUUGGCAGAUACAAUGAAAUGACCUACAUAUUUGAACUGCUCCACGAGAAACACUACUUUGAAGUGCUCAUGAGAAAGAAAUUAGACCCGAGCGGGACACUGAAGACGGCUCUGCUGGAUUACAUCAAGCGUUGUCGCCCAGGGGACAGUGAAAAGCACAACAUGAUCGCCCUUUGCUUCAGUAUGUGUCGAGAAAUCGGAGAGAAUCACGAGGCUGCCGCUUGCAUCCAGCUCAAACUCAUCGAGUCUCAGCCAUGGGAGGAUUCUCUUCAGGACAUUGCGAAUUUAAAGAAACUGCUGAUGAAGGCUCUGACUCUCUUCAUUGAUGCUGCAGAAAGUUACUCGAAGGACUCCUGCGUCCGUCAGUCGUUGCGCUGCCGCCGGCUGACGAAGCUGAUCACUCUCCAGCUGCAUUUCCUCAACACCGGCCAGAGCACGAUGCUGAUCAACCUCAGCAGGCAGAACCUGAUGGACUCCAUCCUGUCCUUGCCUAGAUUCUACCAGGCAGCUAUUGUGGCUGAGGCGUACGAGUUCGUUCCAGAUUGGGCUGAAAUUCUGUAUCAACAAGUGAUCACCAAGGGAGACUUCACUUACUUGGAAGAAUUUAAACAACAAAGAGCCCUGAAGCCCAGCAUGUUCGAGGAGAUUGCUAAGAAAGUUAAACAACACCCACCCACUGACGCUGCUCUGAAAAACCUAAAGAAACUGCUCACUUACUGUGAAGAUAUCUACACGUACUACAGGCUGGCUUACGAUAACAAGUUCUACGACGUGGUGAACGCGCUGCUGAAGGAUGCGCAGACUGGCUGCUGCCUUAAUGAUAUGUUAUCAAACUAG
Molecule: messenger RNA, 4670 nt
Organism: Apaloderma vittatum (bar-tailed trogon)
Lineage: Eukaryota; Metazoa; Chordata; Aves; Trogoniformes; Trogonidae
Gene: SPG11
Product: spastic paraplegia 11 (autosomal recessive)
Biological process (GO): chemical synaptic transmission; axon extension; synaptic vesicle transport
Cellular component (GO): dendrite; axon; cytoplasm
Source: RefSeq, a predicted model, not a curated record